Molecule: messenger RNA, 2850 nt
Organism: Numida meleagris (helmeted guineafowl)
Lineage: Eukaryota; Metazoa; Chordata; Aves; Galliformes; Numididae
Product: platelet glycoprotein VI-like
Exons: 5
Coding region: 1632-2441 (269 amino acids)
Source: RefSeq, a predicted model, not a curated record
GUGCUUUCACACCUCAGGAGCUGCAGCAUAUGACGCCUGCCAAUUUGCGUAAAGGGAAAGGCUGUAUCAUGUAUGUAUCUAUACUCAAAGUAGAAAACUAAAAGAAGCAAGGUCCAGAUAAGAAGCCCAGUGAGUGCAAUUUCCUGGCACCGGAUGUGUUAUUUCUGGAGUUGGGUGCUCAUUGCACGCUUGGUCUUGGGGUUUGUUUGUGCACUCUAUUCUCCAAGAAACUUCAGCCCUGUUGGUUGGGGUAAGGGCUGAUCCUGGUUUGUAGGGGGGACAAAAGGAAGGAAGGGAUGGGGAAGAAGGAAGCCUGCAAAUGGCCAGAGAUGGGAUGGUUUUGCAGCAAAAGUCAGUCCUCGUCUGGAAACCCGAUGUGAGGAAUUGGAAGUUAAAGCUGAAAUGGUGACAGUGCACCAUGGGUCCUGGUGGGAUGAGCUCCCCAGAGAUCCACAUCCACAACCAUCAUCUGCUCUACGCUGGGCUCGUAUCACAAGGUUUGGGGUCUGCAUAGCUCCCGCUCCAUGCUCUCGAGGACCUGCAGAGCCUCCACCUCCUCCAAAACCACGUGUGGAGGAGAUGCCAGUCUCCGUGCGCCCAUCCAACCUGCAAUGGGAGCCCAGCCCAUGUGUGCCUGCUGCCAUCACCUCCUGGUACCAGCUCCUUCCCCACUGGGAACCACUGGAGCAACUGGGAUAGAUCCAAGGACCCCAAAAUUGAGGGAAACAGAGCAUCCAUCAACUUCUGCUCCAGCCUUGCAUGGGAACCACUGGGAAGGGUCUGUUUUCAAACAGGUGUGCACUCUUCCAGCUCCCGCUGUGUGCCCACACUGGGACCACCUGAGAGCCAGCGCUUUGGGGCUGCUGCUGCUGCUGCUGGUAGUGGCCAUGCUCAGCAUGCACAGUGAGUGACCAGCUCAUAACCACAUCCACAGCACAAGAAACCACAGCUUCAAUGAGCAGAAACCUUGACCUUUUCCUCCAAAGUGAUGUGUAUGGGUUUUUUACUGAGCUGGUGAUGACCACCCAGAAGCGGUGGCAACAAACAGGAGGAGCUGGAAGCCAUCAUGCAGCAGGAAUCGAAGACUUAGUAGGCAUCUCCAAAUGAUGGUGGGAUCACUGCCACAAGUGCAGUGGUGCUGUGGGGGGCUGUGAGCUCUUUUGGAGGGGUAGGCAAGGAAGGAGAGGGCAGUGAGGUGGCUCUCUGUGUCAGGGGGUGCUUCACUGUGGUAGAGCUGAAUGCUGGGAACGAUCAGGUCGAGUCCUUAUGGGUAAGGUUGAGGGGGAUGGUCAGCCAGGUUGACAUCCUGGUGGGAGUCUGGUACAGACCACAGGGCAGUUUAACUCGGCGCCUGGCUGAUGGCUGCAGGUGGGUCCUACCUGUCUGCAAGGGGGAUAAGGAUCCCAGCCUUGGAGCUGGCGCCGCUCAUUGAGAUGGCUUUAAGCUGGCAUCCCUUUGGGGAUGGCGUGUGACACUGAGGGGUGACAGUCACUAAUUAGUGAUCAGGGGCAAGUAAUACAACAUGCGGAGAUGACAUCACAGCACUACAACCACAGGAGGAACUGACAGCAGCUCUCCAGCCACUUCCUGUGCCCACUACAGUCUCGCUGUCCCCAAGCUGCUCCUGCCUCAUGGAAACAAUGGCGCUGGCCCUCAUCUUGGGUUGGUGUCUGGUGGCAGCCGGCAGGGAACAGCACCUGCCCCGACCCUCCCUCUCACUGCUCCCCAGCCAGGGGGUGUCCCUGGGGGACACUGUCACCUUGCGGUGCCACGUGCCCCGGCAGGCUGCCCGGGUCAUACUCUACCAGAACAGACAAUGGAGAACCGAGAAGGAGAACGAGAAGGGGCAGACCACAGUGGAGUUCUCCUUUCUUAACACAAAGCACACAGACUCAGGUGUAUAUCGGUGCCAAUACCUGGUGUUGGAUCCACCCGGAACAUCAGAGCAGAGUGACCCCGUGGAGCUGGUGGUGACAGAUCACACUUUCCCCCCACCUGGCAUUUCCCUGAGCCCUGAGGAACAUGUGCAGAUGGGGACCAAUGUCACCAUCCACUGCUGGAACCAGGGUUAUCAUGGCACCUUCUUCCUGCACAAGGAUGGGCACUCAGCCCCUGUCCAGUGCCAGGACCCCAAAGGUGGGGGCACGGCCACCUUCACACUCUUUAGAGUGACCCCAGCCGAUGCUGGCACCUAUAGGUGCUCCUACCGCAUUGAGGGCUCCUACUAUGUGUCAUCUUCCCUUCGGAACAACGUGACACUGAAGGUGACACCCGCAACUGCUCACCCAGGUGCUGAGAGGAUGUCCCGUGGGAACCUGGUGGUGGCAGUGGUGAGGGGCUGCGCUGCCGCCCUCGUCUUUGGCCUGGGCCUCUACUUUCUCCUCGAUGCCCGCAGCUUCUGGAUACGGAGAGAUGAGAGCCCUGCUGGGGAAGGCGCUUGAAUCACUUUGAUACCCAACAGAGCACCUUUUGAUCCCCCCAAGUGUCUUCUGCUUCCUCUUUGAUAUCGUCUAUGUGCCCAGUCUCUCAAUCCCCCUUUCCAUCCUCUACACAUCUCCCUAGGUGUGCCCUUCCUCAUCUUCCAUCCCCUACAGGUGGAUAAAUCCCCUUCACUUUCCCCUGCUGUUGCUUCCAUGCACUAUUGAUCCCCCUCCUGCUUUUUCGUGCCCUCCAUAACACCCAUCCCACUCCCCUCCCCAUUUUCAUGUAGCUGCCCCCCUCAAGAAGGCUGAGUCCAUUAGGUUCCAGGACAGUGCCUGAGUCAGGGAAAACCUAAAUCCAGCCUGCCUCUUUGGGACAACUCAGAACCCUCUGGGAACCCCAAACCCUGUCCAUAUGGACCCCAACGCA